Molecule: messenger RNA, 1374 nt
Organism: Talaromyces marneffei
Lineage: Eukaryota; Fungi; Ascomycota; Eurotiomycetes; Eurotiales; Trichocomaceae
Exons: 12
Coding region: 1-1374 (457 amino acids)
Biological process (GO): oligopeptide transport; transmembrane transport
Cellular component (GO): fungal-type vacuole; plasma membrane
Molecular function (GO): tripeptide transmembrane transporter activity; dipeptide transmembrane transporter activity
Source: RefSeq, a predicted model, not a curated record
AUGACCCAUUACGGCCAGGAGCUUUGGGUAAGAGUCGUGAGUUGUGGUGUCUUGAUUCUUUUCGUCACUUCCUUCCCUGCAAGUCUUGAUCACGGUGCUGGUCUACCGGGCCUCAUCGUUGCAUUGGUUUUGAUCGGUUUGGGCUUUGGAGGCAUCAAGAGCAAUGUUGCUCCUCUGAUCGCUGAGCAGUACUCGAGGAAGCCUCUUCGGAUCAAAACUCUGGCAGGGGGAGAAAAAGUCAUUGUAGACCCUGACGUCACGAUUCAGACUAUUUAUGGUCGUUACUACUGGGUUAUCAAUGUUGGCUCACUCUCCGUAAUACCGGCAUCUUGGUUAGAGUUGAAGGUUUCAUUCAGGGCUGCCUUCCUCCUACCGCUCUGCUUCUGGGUCUUACCAGUCGGCGCAUUGGUCGUGGGCCGAGGAAGAUAUGUUGUCCAAAAGCCAAGCGGUUCAAUUCUAAUCAAAGCAAUGCGAGUCUUCUGGGUUGGUCUCAAGAGAGGCCGCAAUCUCGAUGCUGCAAAGUCGUCGGUCCUGGCACAAACUCAGCCUGAAACCACCGUUCCUUGGGACGAUGCGUUUGUUGAGGAAUUGAAACGAGCACUCGUCGCAUGUUCUGUUUUUUGUGUAUUUCCCAUUUUCUGGGUUUGCUAUGGACAGACCAACAGCAACCUGGUUAGCCAGGUAGCAACCAUGAAAACAUAUGGAAUUCCGAAUGACAUGAUGCGAUGCUUUAAUCCAGUCAUGGUUUUGACAUUACUUCCAACCAUGGAAAACGUCGUCUACCCAACCCUGCGACGAUUUCGCCUCAGCUUUAAACCGAUCAGUCGAAUCACCACCGGUUUCUUGGUGAUGGCCUGUGCCAUUGGAUAUUCUGCAGGGAUUCAAGACUUGAUUUACCGAUCACCUCCAUGCUACGACCAUCCUCUCAGCGGAUCUUGCAGCGACGGCGGAAGAACACCAAAUGAUGUUAGCGUCUUCCUGCAAGUCCCCAUCUACGCAAUGACCGCCCUCUCCGAAGUCCUCGCCUACGUUGCCGGCAUGGAGCACGCAUACACCAAAGCCCCAAAGUCCAUGCGCAGCAUCGUAUCAGCUAUCUUCCUCCUCACCUGCACCAUCGGCUCGAUGCUGGGCAUUACACCCUUCCCUGUCUUGAAAGACCCCAAGGUCCUCGUUGAAUACGCCUCGUUGAGCGGCGUCAUGCUCUUCACAGCUGUCUUGUUCCUGCUCGCCUUUGGGAAGUACAACAAGAUAGAGGAGAAGUUGAACAUGCUCAAUAGCAAGGACAGGAGCCCUAUCUCUCUGAGUGAGACGGUCCAACAGACUCAGCCAACCGAGAAGGCCGAGAAAGGUGUGCUGAGUACUGAAAUUCGGUAA